AACGGACGCCUUUGAAUUGAAACCUUAUAAACACCAGUUUACCGAGAAGCGGCUUAAACACAAGCUAAUAGGCAGCAUCAGAGCCAGAGCCAGAGCCAGAGCCCAGGAGCUGAGGCCUAAGCUUUAGGAAGCGAAGGAAAAUAUGGCAGUUGUUACGAGGGUUUUUUCAGUGGGUUUAAGGUCUCGAUCUUUGAUCAUCCCUUACAAAUUCCAACUCUCCUUUUUCUGCAACUCCUCUAAUCCUCUAAUCUCCAAGUUGCUUCGUCUACCUGCCUCCCAAAUCAAAUCUACGCUUGAUUCUGAGCACCCUUUUCCCCUCAAUCGUUUCGAAUUUUCUUGGAAUACACUCGUUACCAGUCUUUCAUCUUCCUCUCCUGAGAAAGCUCGCCUUGUUUUAGAGUGGAGAUUGGAGAGAAUGCUGAAGGAUGAUGAGAUAGACCUUGAUCAUUACUCUGAUCUAAUAUCACUCUGUGCACAUAUUCAAGAUGUUCCACUUGCAUUGCGGGCCUUUACCUCUAUGGAGGCUAGUGGAAUCAAACCCAGUACUAAUGUUUUCAAUUCCCUUAUACAUGCUUGCUUGUCCUCAACAAGUACUGUGAUAACUGCCCUUAGUUUGUUUCAGGUAAUGGAUAAUUCUAAGGAAUAUAAACCCAAUUCUCAGACUUAUGAUACUUUUAUAUUGGGGUUUUCACAUUUAAGAUAUGUUGAUAAAAUUCAAGCAUGGUUUGCAGCGAAAAAGGCUGCUGGGUUCCCUGCAAAUCUACAGAACUAUGAAUCUCUCAUUUUUGCUUGCGUUAGGAAAAAAGAUUUUGAUAGUGUUGAUAGAUUUUAUGAAGAAAUGCUAUCAGCAGGAGUUAUGCCUAGUAUGCGCAUAUUGGAAUAUGUGCUUGAAGGGCUUUGCAAACGCAGAAAGUGUGACAGGGUUAGAGAUUUUUUGAGUUUUUUACUGGAUUGCAGGUUUGAGAUUUCAGGGAAUAUGAUUGAGAAAAUUGUGGAAUUAUAUUAUGAACUUGGGGAAGUGGACGAAAUGGAGAAGCUACUUGAAACUAUAAUGGAGUUAAAUCAAGUAGGAGAAGCCUUGUUGUCAUUGCAUUGUGGACUUAUAAGAUUGUAUUCUAAACUGGAUAGAUUGGAUGAUGUUGAAUAUGCUGUGGGAAGGAUGAUGAGUCAAGGGAUGUCAUUUAGGAGCUCAGAUGAAUUUGAGAAGGUAAUUUCAUCGUAUUUCAGGAAGGAAGCCUAUGACAGACUAGACUUGUUUAUGGAACAUAUCAAGGGUUAUUGUAAGCUAGGAAGGUCGACUUAUGAUUUACUAGUUGCUGGGUAUCGAAGAGCUGGAUUGACAGAGAAAUUAGAUUUGAUAGUGAAGGAGAUGAAACUGGCUGGAUUUUAGUUUCUUGAAUUGAGUUGCUACCAAGCUAUAUGCUUAAAUGGUUUAAUUGCCUUGGAAGUUGAAAGGAUAAUACUGGCACAAUUGAGCCAAUCCCUUGCUUAAGAAUGAAGUCUUGGGUUGAAUUUGGAAACUGUGAAAGUUUACAAGCACUGAUGUAGGAUAUACCGCAAACAUAUGAAAGCAGCAUAGAGAUUGACAGGAAUUCCUCAAGUAGAGGGAGGAAUCAUCUUCUUGCAUAAAAUUAGAGAAUAUGUUCUACUUGAGAAACCUUAAAUCCAGGAAGUCAACUGAUUGAGUUUAUCUAGCCACUACAGUUUGGUUUUCUGAGCCAUGAAAUCAAGCAUUAUCAGAAGAUUUUAGAUCUAUGAAAGCUUUUCAUUGAGGAUUGGUGCUUGUUCAGAUUGUUUGAUGGGAUUGUCAAUGUCAUAUCAUCUGUUUCAGCUGGAGUUGAUUGACAAAGUCUUAUUCUCCUAUAUAUGAGAGAUGUUAACGCGCUGAUGAUUUCAUUCAUCUUAAGGUGUGUAAUGUGUAUGGCUGACAAGAUCCAAGCAAAUGACAAAGUUCACCAGUAUAAAUAGUAGCAAAUGAACACGCAGCUUCGAAGCUCCUUUUAAUGAAAAUAUGUUGUACUUUAAGCCAUGGUUUCUUGUUUAGUUUCUUUUGGCAAAAAGAUAUUGAAAUGUCCAUUUGUUA
Manihot esculenta (cassava) is the source of this 2083-nucleotide messenger RNA. RefSeq names its product pentatricopeptide repeat-containing protein At2g30780. NCBI's taxonomy places the organism in Eukaryota, Viridiplantae, Streptophyta, Magnoliopsida, Malpighiales, Euphorbiaceae. Bases 143 to 1390 code for a protein of 415 amino acids. The record is from RefSeq and is a predicted model, not a curated record. The transcript is spliced from 2 exons. Gene Ontology annotation, molecular function: protein binding; mRNA binding.